CCUGUAAAGAUGUCUGAGCAGGCGGGGAGGGAGCGGAGCGGAGGACCCGAAACUAACGCGCAGAACCCGCAACUCUCCGCAACUUAACCGGUCAAGGUAAGGGCAAACGGCCCCGCGGAGCCACUCCGACUGCACCCGGGCGCGGCGGAAGGUCCGGGCCUUCACAUGAACCGGGUUACCGGUCCGCUGAGCGGCUCGGUUCGUGGAGCAGAGCAGAAAAUGUUGUGCAGGACGCGCACUGCUGUGGCAGGGGCGUGUCCGCCAUCUUGUGAGAGAAGUGGCGCCCAAACAACAGCUGUCGCUCCGUCCUGGCAGCGCGAAAUGGCCGUUAACGGCGGAGUAGACUUCGGGCGGGCGCCCUCUCUGUGCGUUUAGAACCACUUUAGCGCAGUUUGGUCCCGCAGUGGACCGGGACCGACCGCCGCCGUGUCGUGUGAACAGCCGGGGCUCCCGAGGAGCAGCCGCAGCCUUUUGUUGUUCCCCCCUCCUUCCCCUGUUCCCCCGCCGUGUUUUUUUUUUUUUUUCUCGGAAAGCCUUCCAGGCGCAUGCGUGUAACCAUGGCGCUCGUUUCUGCGUUGAACGGACAACAUCAGGAAAGAUGAAAUUGAUCUAACGUGGCGCUUCGAUCUGACACAGAAACACUGUGGCGCAGUUAGCCGAUGAUGGUCGAUCUUCGGGGUCCGAUUUUAAAACAGUGAUUUCUCCGCCUCUGCCCGCCAAAUUCUGCCCGCCAUGACUCACUGCUGAUCGGCCUGGACUUUCAUUUUCCCUCCGUCACGAAGAUCUGGAAUGUGUCAGAGACUCUGUUUUUAACCCUAAAGUCACGUUAACCCGAGAAGACACGGAACCGUCCGGUGCAGCGUCACCGUUUGACACAUGUAAUGUCGCUAGUCAAUAAAUCUGCCAGUUUAACUGAUGCAGGUCGAUGUCAUUUUGACGAGCAGCCGAGAUGUCCAAUGACAGCCAGGGAUCGGUGAAGGGGGAGGCAGCUGUGAUUCUGGCUCCCUCCGCCCCUGCCACCGACUCCUCUCAGGGACCGCCCCUGUCUCCGUCCACUACGUCUAAACCACCUGAGCUCCCAGAUGAACUGGUCCAGGCUGGAUGGUCUAAGUGCUGGUCACGGAGGGAGAACCGUCCGUACUAUUUCAACAGAUUUACCAAUCAGAGCUUGUGGGAGGUCCCUGUGUUGGGUCAACAUGACGUAAUCUCCGAUCCUUUAGGUCUUAAUGCGGCGCCGGCAGAGGGUGGAGAAAGUAACCUUGGUAACGGUCAGAGGAAGAGGAGAUGCUCUGAGGAACAGGGGGCAGGGCCGAACAGCCUCAAACGAGCCAAGGUAGAGCCCACCACGCCCAUCUCUCCCAGCACCCCCGGGCUCAAACCCUGGAGCUCUGGCCCUGAGGACAAACAGGCCCAAUUAGCUACAUCCACGACCCCAAGUCCUGCCGCUGCCCCUGCCCCUGCCGCCGCCCCAGCCGCCCCCACCCCCACCCCCACCCCUGCCCCCUACAGACCAGCUGUUAUCUACUGGGACCUGGACAUUCAGACCAACGCUGUGAUUAGAGAACACCCCCCAACCCCCCAUCACCUGCCCCCCCACCCUGAGAUUGAGAUGCAGAGAGCACAGCUGGUCACUAAGCUGAGGCAACACUACCAUGAGCUUUGUCACCAGAGAGAAGGUAUUGAUCCGCCCCGCGAGUCAUUCAACCGUUGGUUACUGGAGAGGAAAGUGAUUGACAAAGGUCAUGACCCUUUACUGCCGAGCGACUGUGACCCUGUCAUCUCCCCGUCCAUGUUCAGAGAGGUCAUGAACGACAUCCCCAUCAGGUUGUCUCGUAUCAAGUACAAAGAGGAGGCCCGGAGGCUGCUUUUUAAAUACGCUGAAGCAGCUAAGAAGAUGAUUGACUCCAGGAAUGCGAGUCCGGAAAGCAGGAAGGUGGUGAAGUGGAACGCUGAAGACACCAUGAGCUGGCUGCGCCGAGAUCACUCCGCCAGCAAGGAGGACUACAUGGACCGACUGGAACACCUGAGGCAACAGUGUGGUCCUCACGUCACCGCUGUCGCCAAAGACUCUGUGGAGGGAAUCUGCUCCAAGAUCUAUCAGCUGUCUGCAGAGUACAGCCGCCGCCUGAGACAGACACACCUGAGUAUGCUGCAGGACCCGCCCACAGAGGCAUGUGCGUCCCCCCAGCAGUCCCGACUGGUCUACUGUUACCCGAUGCGUCUGGCGAUUCCCUCGCCACCCCUCCCCCGGGUGGAGCUGCACUUUGAGAACGACGUGGCCUGUCUGCGUUUCCGAGGAGAGAUGGUCAAAGUGAACAGGGGUCACUUCAGCAAACUGGAGUUGUUGUACAGGUACAGCUGUAUCGACGACCCUCGCUUUGAGAAGUUUCUGUCCAGAGUCUGGUGCCUCCUGAAGAGAUACCAGGUGAUGUUUGGCAGUGGUGCCAACGAGGGGACGGGCCUGCAGGGGGCAUUGCCAGUGACGGUGUUUGAAGCCUUGCACCGGCAGUUUGGCGUUUCGUUUGAGUGCUUCGCCUCGCCACUCAACUGCUACUUCAAACAGUUCUGCUCUGCUUUCCCCGACAGCGAUGGCUUCUUCGGAUCCAGAGGGCACUUCCUGGCCUUCUCUCCAGUCAGCGGCUCGUUUGAAGCCAACCCUCCGUUCUGCGAAGAGCUGAUGGAGGCCAUGGUAAAACACUUUGAGGAGCUGUUGGUCCAGUCCUCAGAGCCUCUGUCCUUCAUCGUCAUCGUUCCUGAGUGGCGUGACCCCGUGACCCCAGCCCUGACCCGCAUGGAAGCAAGUAAAUUCCUCCGUCACCAGUUGAGCGUCCCGGCCUACGAACACGAAUAUCGGUCGGGGAGUCAACACAUCUGCAAGAGGGAGGAGAUGUACUAUCGGGCGGUGCACGGUACUGCAUUACUCUUCCUUCAGAACGACGCUGGUUUUGCGAAGUGGGCUCCAACUCCAGAGCGUCUGGCUGAGCUGACAGCGGCGUACCGCCCCAUCUCCUCUCGCACCUCCUCCCUGUCCUCUCCUGGUCCCGCCCACACUGUUCCUGGAGACAAAGACUCUGUCCCCAAAGCUUCUGAGAAGACGCAGGGCAGUGUGAUGUCACCAGGGAGUCACGACAACAACAAUAACAACAACAACAACAACAACGACAGCAGCAGCAGCAGCAGUAGCAGCAGCAGCAGCAGCAGUCCAGCGGACAAGGUGGCCCCCGUGUAGAGGGGUGGGGCUUGUAGUGUAGCCCCCUCCCCUGUUGUUGCAGUGUCAGAGCAUUACUUAUUUCAUAUUGUCCCUCACCAGCACCUGUAGCACAUCCUCAGCUUCUCUCAACAUACCCACAAUUCAGUUGUUUCGCCGCCAGCAGGGGGCAUUGUCAGCGUGCCACACUGAACCCUAUUGUCGUUUAGUUGGCUUAUCUCCCUGCUCACUUCUGUUCUGAUUGGUCGAGGCUCUGACAUCGCUGCAUCUGGAGCUUUAGGUUCGUGUCCAGACGUGGCAGUGGCUGUUGUGUAGCAACAAGCCCCACAGCCAAUGAGAUUAGAGUAAAAUAGUGGGCAAUCACGUGUUCCAGCUCCAGCAAUAAAAAACCUUAUCAUUCACCUGUGUGAUGUCAUCUGUGAUGUCACUGCUCCUCUGGGUCGCGGGAGGACUUCUGAUUGGUUGACAUGGCAGCUAUUGUUUCUAUUGAACUCAAAUCCAGUGAUGUCCUGCUUAAGGCCCUUCCUCCUUACGACGGCUUGCCAAUCCUUGCGCUUGCUUCAGAGGGGAAAAACCUCCUUCUGCCAGGGUGCAUUUUGCGAAACUGAGUAUUCAGCAGGCAGGAGUGGGUGGCAGAGCAUCCACGCUGAGGUCAUACUUACUGGUGGAAGGAGGCGGAGUCAGAACUGGUAUUCAGACUGGUCGUUCAGGACAGAUGGCUGAGUCACAGACGCCAUCUUCCCGCCUCGACACUUCUUGGAAGUUUGAUCGGCUCCUCUGAUUGGACGAUGAGCGGCUCUUUCAGGCGUCUGUGCCCCUGUAGAUUCUGUACAGUUGGAACUGACCUGAGGUCGGUUCAUGUUCGUUUCCUCGUCAGUUUGUUUUUUUAUUUGACUUAAUUUAAAGUUUUUUAAGACACAAACUGUUUCCUGUUUCACGACAUUUGUUCUGAACUAAACCAAAGUGUGGAGAAGAAAAUGUUUGUGUAAAAGUAGAAAUGUGUUUAAGUGAUGCUGACGUCGAAACGCAGGAAACUUCAGCGUAUUUUUAUAAACUUAAGCUCUUUUUUUUUUUGGUGCAUGAACCUUUGGACUCAGAACCAAGUUUGUAAUCCUGAAUAUUUCCAGGCCCUGUCUCCUUUAAGCAAAGCUAGCUGCUAUGCUAUGCUGACGUUGGACUGAAGCCACACGACUUUGACCGAAGAAAACAAACUGGAGACAUUUUCUUGUAGCGGAUGAAUUAAUCAGAUCUAAUUAUCACACUUCUUGCGAGAUAAAUAUCCUGUGAUAUUGUAAAUGUGAUGAAAUGGUAGAAAUACCGACCUUUAACCUCUACAGUUUAUAAGAAAACCCUUUCUCUGGUUCACAUCUGACAGUUUUUUUUCUUUAUGUUAAUAUCAUAUAAUUGUUUUGAGAGGUUUUCAUGUCGUCACAACUCCUGUGAUGAAAUAACGUCUCAGUUGUUAUGUAAGAAAAGUGUAACUGUAGUUUAAUGUUUGUGUAAUUAAAGAAAUUAAAGCUCUGUUUGAUCUCCGAGAGGGAAUUUUCCAAAAUUCAAAAUAUUUAAAUUAUAAUUAUUAUAAUUAAAACAAAUAAUUGUGGUGAUGAUGAGUUUUCCUGAAAGAUGAUGAAUAAUCUGUUCUGUGACACUCGGUCUCCAGUUUGUUUGUCUUUAAUAAACAUGUUUGUGGUUUUCAGCUGUUCUCCGUCUCAUGUGACGUGAGGACGGUUCCCGUCUUGUGUCCUCACAGCUGCAGAAUGUAAAUACAGUCUUCGUCCUGUCUGCGGACAAGCUGCAGCUUCACUCAAGUAAAAAAUUUACAAUGAUAUUCAA
Scophthalmus maximus (turbot) is the source of this 5041-nucleotide messenger RNA. It is a transcript of the gene pcif1, whose product is annotated as phosphorylated CTD interacting factor 1. The record is from RefSeq and is a predicted model, not a curated record. Lineage: Eukaryota; Metazoa; Chordata; Actinopteri; Pleuronectiformes; Scophthalmidae. The transcript is spliced from 16 exons. Gene Ontology annotation, molecular function: RNA polymerase II C-terminal domain binding; mRNA (2'-O-methyladenosine-N6-)-methyltransferase activity. Gene Ontology annotation, cellular component: nucleus. Bases 950 to 3229 code for a protein of 759 amino acids.